Diatraea saccharalis (sugarcane borer) is the source of this 1692-nucleotide messenger RNA. Lineage: Eukaryota; Metazoa; Arthropoda; Insecta; Lepidoptera; Crambidae. The record is from the annotation of a GenBank genome assembly.
GCAAGGUGUUUUGUAGUUGUGAGCGCUGCAAAUUAUACAAACAUUACGCAGGCCGAUUCUUUAUCUCAAGUUGAUAAGCAUUUCAGUAUUAUUCAUUGCUAUAACUAAAUGGUUAUCGUUUAUAAGUAGUAGCGUGCGUAUCGAGGGAAGUACCGCGUCUUGUUGCUGGUCUAGAGUUUUACGAUCUGAAUUUUUCGAAUCUCAUAAAUGAAAAUGUUUAAGCUGUUUCUUCAUUUUCUUGUGACAAUAUCAUGUUUUUUUUCCGUGUCAUCACUAGAAGUGGAUACCUACGAUUUUCUAAUGCCGAACGUAUGGCCACAUAAGGAUGAACUGUAUCUCUGCACACCUAUUCGUAUAUCACCAAACCACAAUUAUUAUAUAGGUAAUUAGUAUUAAUAUCAUAAAAUUUUAUAUACUACUUGUAUUAUUUUCAAAAAGUAAUAUAAUUAUAAUCUAUUAGGUGUCAGUUAAGAAAAAGGUUUUUCUGUCUAUUAGGUAUCAUUAUUAAUCAAUAAAAAUCAUUAUUUAUUAGUUUUGAAAUCACUCAUUAUGUUUUGUACUAUGUCGAUCAAAUAAUUCUUUUCCAGCAUAUAUUUACAGUAACAUUAUAUUUCAGUGGGAUUUGAACCUAACGCAACAAUGCACACAGCUCACCACAUGCUUCUUUAUGGUUGUUCAGAGCCAGGAUCCAAUGAUUCAGUUUGGUCAUGUGGUGAAAUGCAAUCGAAUGAAAUAGACGACAGAUACAACACUGCUAGUCCCUGCCGCACCGGGUCACAGAUUGUAUACGCGUGGGCAAGGGACGCUCCAAGUCUGCAGCUGCCUGAGGACGUUGGGUUCCUUAUCGGCAAAGACUCCGCCAUCAAGUACUUAGUACUACAGAUACACUACAUGCACCGCUUCCCUGAGAACACGUUCGACAAUUCCGGGGUAUUCCUGAAGUAUACUAAAACACCCAUGCGUCGCGAGGCAGGCGUCCUGCUGCUGGGUACGGGCGGGGUGGUGGGCGCGCGUCGAGUGGAGCACAUGGAGACCGCGUGCGUGCUGCGGGAACACAAGACCAUACAUCCCUUCGCCUUCCGUACUCACACGCACGCGCUAGUAGAUUUAAACUGUAUCAACCUUAACCUUAUUGAAUCAACUCGAAGUGUGACCAUACCACCAGGCACGGUGGUGUCGGGGUACGCGAUACGUCGCGGCCCGGGCGGCGACUCGUGGCGGCUGCUGGGGCGGCGUUCCCCGCAGCUGCCGCAGAUGUUCUACCCCGCGGCGGACGCGGCGCCCGUGCGCGGCGGGGACGCGCUGGCCGCGCGCUGCACCAUGAACAACACGCGCGCGCACGCCGUCAGCAUCGGAACGUUCGCGAUCCAGCCAACGUCGAAGCAAAAAUGGUCACAAGGAAUCAAGACGAAGAAAAUCAGCGUCGUGUCUUCGACCAACCGAGAGAUCGCCCUCAAAUACAUCGACUAUACAGGGACGGCUCGAGAUAAGUCUCCUGUAUAUUGCCGGUGCACGCGUCGCCUUGACCAUGACUACCAUGAUCGCUCGGCAGCGAGCAACGUAGCACGCCAGAAGCUACGGAUCAAGAUAGAAAAACGAUUGGCCGCCUUAAGACGUCGAGAACUAGCAAUCGAAGCGGACCACAUAAGGAAGACGCUCAUCAUCGAGUUGGAAACUAGAUGGAGCAGAUAA